UCUCUAGUUUCAGGGUGACUCCAGAACAUGAAGUCAUAGAAUUUCUAGAACACUUCUAGAAUCUGAUUUCUCUUUCCAAAUUCAUUUUACGAAAUCAAGAAGUCAAGAUGGGUGUCGAACACUCAAAACACGAAAAUUCAACUCGACCUCCACCUUAUACAACAACCUCCAGAUCCACACUUCCAGCAGCGAAGUUACGACAAUAUCCAGAGAUUCGAGCGACCGACGUCCCGGAUUGGAAAUGGAACAACACCCAGUGCCAAGAAUGGCUAACAAUUGCGAUCAUGGAAUUUUGCGGCAGAAAUGAACAAGUGGCACAACGCAAGGCACGAGAAUUUCUGAGGGGAGGUUUCGCGCCAAUGCUCUAUGCUGCAUCGUACAGAGUGUGGCAGUCAUAUCUCGGACGUCAAGAUGCGCCGGCUAUCUACUCAUAUUUGAUGGCGCAUAAAUCUGCAGCGGUGCCAUCUGGGACAUAUUUGACGACAUAUGCGAUACCGACAAAGGAUGGCUAUUAUUCGUGAAAUACACUAUAGAGAUACGGAACAUGUUUGAGAGUCAAAAAAGACGUUAUCAUAGAACUUUCUUGAAUACAAUCUAGACAGUAUCUAGCAAACUGCUUGAAAUUGAGCAUCGGAUAUCUUUCAAACGAGUGAGAAGCACCAAAAAAGGUGUGCCGGGUCUCCCAAGCCAUGUUGUGCAUCUGGGAAUCAACGCAUGCCAAAAGUAUUCUAGCCCAACCACUUCUUGGAUGAUUCUUCAAACUUCUGAGGAACUUCACCUUCCAACCAUGCAAAUCAAUCAGACUGUGUAUUUGUGGAGUGACAUAGUAGUUGCUGGUCACUUUCACUUAAUCCGGCUGGCUCUCGGAUGCUGAAAGGGAUCGCAUGUCCUCCAAUCUUGUUCACACCGCCAUACAGUAUAAUGAUGUGAUGUGAUGUGCCAGCGUGUAGCAGAAACACGG
Mollisia scopiformis is the source of this 961-nucleotide messenger RNA. RefSeq lists its product as uncharacterized. The transcript has a single exon. The record is from RefSeq and is a predicted model, not a curated record. NCBI's taxonomy places the organism in Eukaryota, Fungi, Ascomycota, Leotiomycetes, Helotiales, Mollisiaceae. Bases 108 to 521 code for a protein of 137 amino acids.